UUCCUCAUUCCCAAACUCAAAAUGGGUCACGACUGUCCAGUGUGCGGCAAGAAGAAUAAGUCGGCGUCCAAGCUGACUGUGCACCUGCGGACCCACACGGGGGAGAAGCCUUUUGAGUGCACGGUUUGCAACAAGAAGUUCAGCCAACGUGGCCAGCUCAAACCGCACCUCCGAAUCCACACAGGAGAGAAGCUCUUUGAGUGCAUGGUUUGCAACAAGAGGUUCAGCGAAGGUUGCGACCUCAGAAAGCAUCUCCGGACCCACUUAGGAGACAAGCCCUUUGAGUGCACGGUCUGCAACAAGAGGUUCAGCGAAGGUGGCGACCUCAGAAAGCAUCUCCGGACCCACACAGGAUACAAGCCCUUUGAGUGCACGGUUUGCAACAAAAAGUUCAUCGAAAGUGGCAAGCUCAGAGUGCAUCUCCGGACCCACACAGGAGACAAGCCCUUUGAGUGCACGGUCUGCAAAAAGAGGUUCCUCCAUGGUGGCAAUCUCAGAGUGCAUCUCCGGACCCACACAGGGGACAAGCCCUUUGAGUGUACGGUCUGCAAUACGAGGUUCCUCCAUGGCGGCAAUCUCAGAGUGCAUCUCCGGACCCACACAGGAGACAAGCCUUUUGAGUGCACGGUUUGCAACAAGAAGUUCAGCCAAGGUGGCAGCCUCAGAAAGCAUCUCCGCACUCAGAGAAGGAAAUUCUUGUAA
Messenger RNA from Thrips palmi, 702 nucleotides. RefSeq names its product gastrula zinc finger protein XlCGF49.1-like. The record is from RefSeq and is a predicted model, not a curated record. Gene Ontology annotation, biological process: regulation of transcription by RNA polymerase II. Lineage: Eukaryota; Metazoa; Arthropoda; Insecta; Thysanoptera; Thripidae. The transcript has a single exon. Gene Ontology annotation, molecular function: RNA polymerase II cis-regulatory region sequence-specific DNA binding; DNA-binding transcription factor activity, RNA polymerase II-specific. Bases 22 to 702 code for a protein of 226 amino acids.